This is a messenger RNA of Pelobates fuscus (common spadefoot toad), 4468 nucleotides long. RefSeq names its product angiotensin converting enzyme 2 (gene ACE2). Gene Ontology annotation, molecular function: metallopeptidase activity; peptidyl-dipeptidase activity. Bases 220 to 2721 code for a protein of 833 amino acids. NCBI's taxonomy places the organism in Eukaryota, Metazoa, Chordata, Amphibia, Anura, Pelobatidae. Gene Ontology annotation, cellular component: plasma membrane. The transcript is spliced from 18 exons. The record is from RefSeq and is a predicted model, not a curated record. Gene Ontology annotation, biological process: proteolysis.
AAAUACAUAAAUCUGUUUUCCUUUCUGUAAUAGUACUGAUAAGGAGGAUAGUGUUAUCAUGACAAUAAAACCAUUUUAUCCAAACAAGACAAGCACUUCCUGAUUUGAACUUUGACAACCUGUACUGAGAAGUUCAAAGGCUGAAGAUACAGGCUUGGAUAUUCAAGAAUUCUGUAAAGGACAUUAUUCAGUUGGCUGAAUCUUGGCUCAGAGAGAAAGAUGUCGAGUCUUCUUUGGCUUUUUUGUGCCUUGGUUAUUUUCGACAGUGGUGCCACUCAAAGUGUUACUGAACAAGCUUUACAAUUCCUGGAGCGGUUCCAGAUAGUAGGAGAACCUCUGUACCAUGAAGCAGCAGUUGCACAAUGGGAAUAUAACACUAACAUCACAGACGAGAAUGCUCAAAAAAUGAAUCAAGCAGGUGCCAAGUGGUCCGAGUUUUACAAUCAAGCCAGUGAAAAUUCCACACGUUUUUCACCAGAUGACAUCACUGACCCUAUGAUCAAGCUUCAACUUACCUAUCUCGGAGAAAAGGGAUCUUCAGUUUUAUCAUCAGAAAAAUAUGCCAGACUGAAACAGAUUUUAAAUGAAAUGAGCAGAAUAUACAGCACAGAAACUGUAUGUAAACCAAAUAAUACAGAGGACUGCUUGCCAUUCGAACCAGGACUGGAUCAAAUAAUGCUCUAUAGUACAGACUAUCACGAAAGGUUGUGGGCCUGGGAAGGAUGGAGAGCAAACGCUGGGAAGAAAAUGAGGCCACUUUAUGAAGAAUACGUGCAAUUGGAAAAUGAAGCUGCAAAGCUUAAUGGCUAUAAUGACUAUGGAGAUUACUGGAGAGGAAACUAUGAAACUAUAGCCACUGGUGAUUAUUACUAUAGUCGUGAUGAUGUAAUUCGAGAUGCGAAUGAAACAUUCGAACAGAUAUUGCCACUCUACAAAGAAUUACACGCCUAUGUUAGAUCGAAGUUACAGGAUACAUAUGGCGCUAAAUAUUUCAAUUCUGAAGGUUAUCUUCCUGCUCAUUUACUAGGUGACAUGUGGGGCAGGUUUUGGACAAACCUGUACCCCCUGGUAGUUCCAUAUCCAGACAAAGAAAGCAUUGACGUCACUCCUACUAUGGUUGCUCAGGGAUGGACAGUAGAAAGGAUGUUUAAAGAAGCGGAAAUCUUUUUUAAGUCUGUUGGUCUCUUUGAAUUAAAUCCCAACUUCUGGACAAAUUCAAUGAUUGAAGAGCCUAAAGAUGGACGGAAAGUGGUUUGCCACCCCACAGCCUGGGAUCUGGGAAUGGAUGACUUCAGGAUCAAGAUGUGCACCACAGUGAACAUGGAAGACUUCCUAACAGUACACCAUGAGUUGGGGCAUAUUCAGUAUGAUAUGGCCUAUGCCCCGUUGCCUAUGUUGUUACGGGAUGGAGCGAAUGAAGGCUUUCAUGAAGCUGUGGGAGAAAUCAUGUCUCUUUCUGCAGCUACACCAAAACACUUAAAGCAUUUAAAGCUACUGCCAGACACAUUUGUGGAAGAUCAAGAGACAGAAAUCAACUUUUUACUUAGACAAGCCCUCACCAUCGUUGGUACUCUGCCGUUCACCUACAUGCUGGAGCAGUGGAGAUGGAAGGUCUUCAGAGGAGAAAUACCUAAAGACAAAUGGAUGGAGGAAUGGUGGAGAAUGAAGCAUGAGCUGGUAGGUGUAGUGGAACCUUAUCCUCAUGACGAGACAUAUUGCGAUCCAGCAGCUCUGUUCCACGUUGCCAAUGACUAUUCUUUCAUUAGAUAUUACACUAGGACAAUUUAUCAGUUCCAGUUCCAAGAUGCGCUAUGCAAAGCAGCCAAUCAUGUGGGAUCUCUGCAUUCAUGUGACAUCACUAACUCUUUAGACGCUGGCAUUAAACUACGUACCAUGCUGGAACUCGGAAAUUCCAAACCCUGGACCCAAGCACUAGAGAGCAUAACAGGAGAAAAAAAGAUGAACGCCCAACCUCUGCUUAGUUACUUUUCAACAUUAUAUGACUGGCUGAAGAAGGAAAAUGAACAAAAUGGAAGAAAAGUUGGUUGGAAGACACAAUGGUCAAUAAACACGGAAAAUUUAAUAAAAGUGAGGAUAAGUCUAAUCGCUGGCCUAGGAGAUGAUGCGUAUCCGUGGGAUGAAUCCGAAACUAACUUGUUCAAGGCAUCAGUGGCUUACGCUAUGACAAAAUAUUUUGCUGAAAUGGGAAAAGAAAAGGCGAAUCUUGUAUUUACACCAGAUAAUGUAGAGAUUUUCAAUGAAACCAAAAGAAUUUCCUUUUUAUUCCAAGUGACUAAGCCAAACACAAAUGGUUUGGAAAUAAUAGAGAAAUCUGUAGUUGAACAAGCCAUUAGAAUGUCAAAAGGAAGAAUUAACAGCAUCUUUCUUUUGAAUGAUGAGUCUUUGGAGUUCGUAGGCAUACCUCCCACUCUAACCGCUCCCGCUCAACAGUCAUUCGAAGUCUGGCUGGUGGUUUUUGGCGUUAUGGCUGGUUUAAUAGUUAUUGCUCUGAUAACCCUCAUUGUUCUUGGACAAAGAGACAAGAAAAGGAGAAGAAAAGCCAUUGAUGACCAUGAAGUGGGAGAAAUUAACCUAUGUGAUAAUGUGGAUAAUGUGAUGAUGAGCAAUAUCGACAAUGAUUCAUCAUCCAGCUCAAGUUCAGAAGGAGACACUAAUAAGGCAUAUGUGGAUGAAGAGGAGGAACCAAAUACUGCGUUUUAACAAACUCUAACAGCAUCACUUUUGUAAAUCUUACGUCAUUGCCUUCUGUGGCUUCCUGCUCUGCUGAUAAAGUUUUCUUGUUUUUAGAUACCUCAUCUCAGGAGAAUGCCGUAACAACAAUUGGUGCAUCGUGACUCUGCCGCAAAAAAGCAAUGAUGGUCAUAAAACCUCUUACAAAUCACAGUUGCUAUUCAAGACUUAUUGCAGAAAUGCCAAGUGGUUAAACUAUUUUGGAUAGUAUUAUAUCGAAAUCUUGAUUACUUAAAGAAAUGAUAUGCUUAAUCAAGCCUUGUGGCAAUUUUCCAACACUGCUGUAUAUUUUUGUGGGAUUGAAUAAAAGAUGAUUACAUGUGUGUUAGUGACCUAUCUGAUAAUUGUACGAAAUCCUAAUUAUAGAACCCUAUAGAACCCUAUAAAAUAGUCAAUCUCAGUGCACUCAUAUAUCAUUUCUAAGAAAAACAAAGAUAAUACACCACUUCACACUUAUAAUUAUGCCGCUAGUCACAGCAACAUUGAAAAAGCUCUGUAUUUCAGAAUACAUGUGGAUGUCAGGAUCCCCUUCAGGUUGGUAUAUGCUUUCUAUGCAAUUCGCUGCUGAAAUGUACAGCAAAUAGAUUAAGGAAACAAUUUGAGCAUCAUAACCACUACCGCUGGCUGUAGUGGUUAUGGUGACAGUAGUGUUCUAGUGCCCUCCCAGAGUAAUUUGUCAAACUGUUUGACAACUUACCUGGGCCAGCCACAGCCCCUGCUUCUGAAUUUGUGUUACUGAGAAGGCGGUUGGCUCCACCGAACUAAGCAGAACAUGAAGGGGCAUGCUCAUUGGCUGAGAGCAUUGGUUGAUUGCUCUCUGCCGUUGAGUUAGGUCUUGUAACUGGCCUCGCUUAGCUCAGUCAAGGUACCUAGCUUCUGCUGCAUGAGAAGGCCAGAUGCAGUGCAGGUGCCCAUGGGACCCAGGUAAAUGAAAACAAAUAACAUUUGACAAAUUACAUUGAGAGGGCACCUGGACACGGCUGGAACCAUAACCACUACAACAGGCUGUAGUGGUCAUGGUGCUUGGAGUGUUCCUUAGGGUGUAGGUUCCUGAAGAUAAUGUCUACCUCAUCAAAAGAUGUAUGCAGCUAUAGAAGGGCAUACACCUGCCCCAAUAACGACAAGAGAAAUAUGCAGUGUGAUACCCUGGUGCAUACAAAUGCAUUUUAAGUCACACCUUGCCUUUUCAUUUGGAAUAAACUGAAUUUUUUUACAAUUAUGAUACUAGUAUAUAUAAGAAGAUAUAUCUAGUGCUACUAUCUAUCCUGUAUUGAAUAAAAAAAAAUAAUAAAAAAAAUGAUUCCAAUGUGACUACUCCUAGUCUAAAAGGAAAUGUUUGUGUUAUUAGUCAUCUCACCCUGUUUAUGGAAUGACUGAUCACUGUAUAAACAUAAUGAACAAAUAUAACAAAUACAAUAAAUAAUAAAACACCAAUUCUUGUGUACACACAAGACUCUAUUCAUGCUAUAUAGCAAUUACAGGGAUGGGCAAAGUCUGGCACAAUAGAUUAAAGUACUCCAAUAGUAUUCUGCUGGCCAAACAUGCAUAGAAGUUCCUGGACUAGAGCCUAUCUUUGCAGUCUGUGUAUAGUGAGAUUGUGUGUGCCCGCGCAUGCAUAAAUACAUGUAGCCGCAAAAGCUACAGUAUGUAUACAAAAGAUAUAAAUGAAGCUGUAAUAUAAAAUGUUAUGUACCCACAUGAAUGUAUAUUUUAAUGC